Messenger RNA from Protopolystoma xenopodis, 800 nucleotides. Lineage: Eukaryota; Metazoa; Platyhelminthes; Monogenea; Polystomatidea; Polystomatidae. The record is from the annotation of a GenBank genome assembly.
GUAAAAAUCGCUCAAAGUCACACAGUAGGCGCCUUUUCCCACUUUUCUUUUUAGCUAACCCUCUGUAUUCUCCAAGCAUGCGCGGGAAUCAAGGGAUGGAACAGCUGAUUCCUGUUGUAAAUAAACUACAAGAUGCUUUUUCAUCCUUGGGAAUACCACUUGGACUUGAUCUUCCUCAGAUUGCUGUGGUAGGCAGCCAAAGUGCCGGAAAAAGUUCUGUUUUAGAAAAUUUUGUUGGAAGGGAUUUUCUGCCUCGUGGAUCUGGUAUUGUUACUCGCCGUCCUUUGAUUCUACAGCUAUUUAAUUCCAUAACUGAAUAUGCUGAGUUCCUUCACUGCAAGAAUAAGAAAUUCACUGAUUUCGAGGAAGUCAGAAAAGAAAUUGAGGCAGAAACGGAUAGAGUUACAGGAUCAAAUAAAGGAAUAUCUAACAUUCCUAUAAAUUUACGUGUAUAUUCCCCGCAUGUUUUAAAUCUUACUCUUAUCGAUCUUCCGGGUAUAACAAAAGUCCCAGUCGGAGAUCAACCUCCAGAUAUUGAGCAUCUGGUUCGUUGUAUGAUCCUGGACUUUAUUGAGCAGGAUAAUUGCCUCAUACUCGCAGUUUCCCCUGCUAAUAGUGAUCUGGCUAAUUCAGACGCCUUAAAGUUAGCAAAAGAAGUUGAUCCACAAGGAUUACGUACGAUAGGUGUGAUAACAAAAUUGGAUCUUAUGGAUGAAGGCACCGAUGCUAGGGAAAUCCUGGAGAACAGGCUUCUUCCAUUACGUCGAGGUAGUUUAAAUUUAAUAACUUUUCCUCCCUAG